GGUAGCACAUCAUUUCUUCGUUUGCUGUUCUGCUGACAAGUUGUCGAGCCAAAAUGGAAUUGAAAAUAUUUUUACUAAUAGCUAGCAUUUGUUGUUUUGCCAUAACACAGGUCUCCGGCUAUUGCUCUAUUAGCCUGUCUCAAGAUGAGUCGUUGAGACCAAAAUUGUAUAAAAAUAUUGGUAGCCGCAAAGCGUUAAUCCAUACCGAAGGUCUCUCCUAUCAAUUCAAUGAAAAUGAAGUGAUAACGGCCGAUUGUGAAAUACGUGUCCAGAGUCCCAGCCAAUUCGCCGGCAAACGUAGCAUCGAUUGCAAAUGUACGACAAGUUACAUCCAAAUUGAUGGUACUAUUCUCAGUAAAAAUCUACCGGUCCAGUGCGAUAAAAUAAAAUGGAAUUUAUAUGAAUCGUCAAAACAAUUCAGCUGGUGUCGCAUACCCAUGGCAUCGUAUCUUUUGGCCAGACCCUUAAAUAAUAUUUAUGAAUAUUUAGCCGGUGUUUGCUACAACUUUGACCAACAACAAAUCCUCAACAUACAUUAUGCCGCUGCAUAUCAGUUGUCGAAAUAUCAGUAUCCAACACGCCUACAAAAUUACUCUCCAACUGUGGAAAUUCUAGACAUACCCAACAAAUUUGUAGCCCGUCGCAUUAAACCCACAAAUUUCAAAAAUGUCGAAAUUCAAGAAUGGAUGAAAUUUUCCCAAUAUGAAAAUCAUUCCAUAAUUCAAGAUCCGAAUUUAUAUAAUAAAUCCUAUGACAAAUUUGGUGGUUUCAUAGAAUUGGAUUGGUGGCCAAGUCUACGUACGGGCAAUUGGCGUCUGUAUGAGAAGGCUCUGAGGGAGCACAUUGAAGCGGACAAGGAAAUUUACGAUGUUUUGGCUGGAGUAUCGAAUUCCAUUGCGGUACCUUCUUAUGAAAAUGUAUGUCGUGAAAAUUACACCAUGAUCGAUGUCAUCUACAGGGAUAAUCAGAAAAUCCCCCUAUACGUGUGGCAGUAUUUGAAAUCGCUCAAGGAAACUAACGGCACCGAUGUGGUUGUGAUCGGUGUCAAUUCAGCCUUUAGUGAUUUCUAUAAGGAAAAGGAUUUGAUUUUCUGCACGGACAUUUGUCACCAAUUGGAUUGGUUAAAGUCGGCUCAGGCCACGUUCCAUUACAAGACGUUGGGUCUGAUCUUCUGUUGUGAUGCCAAUGAAGUAAAGCUAUCGAAACGUUUGGAAGGAAUUCCCAUGGCAUCAAGUAAACCAAUAAAUUCUGGAGCCCAACUUUUGCCGUUGCCAAUGAAACGGCCCAAAGAGGAAUACGAUGAUUUUAAUGAACCAAUACGAAUGGAGACAUAGAAUAUACUCUAGUGCUGAGAGAAAACGAUAUAUACACCUACAACCCUAAAAAGAAGUAUUUUUUUUUUUUCAAUUUUAUUUUUUAUAAAAUAAAUUUUAAUAAAAAUAAAUAAAUAAAUAAAUAUACAAACUAAAAGUUAUUAUCCAGACCUGUAAAGCUACAUAGAAAUCGAAAAAAUACUAUUUAGAAAAUCCACUGUUAUAAGCCAAAUAUGUUAGCACCAGAUGUCUUGUUAAUAAAAAUAUUGGGAUGCAUCAA
Messenger RNA from Musca domestica (house fly), 1593 nucleotides. RefSeq lists its product as uncharacterized. The transcript has 5 exons. The coding region runs from base 54 to 1334 and encodes 426 amino acids. The record is from RefSeq and is a predicted model, not a curated record. Lineage: Eukaryota; Metazoa; Arthropoda; Insecta; Diptera; Muscidae.